AUGGCGGUUUCGGUACGCUACGACACCGACGAGACUGGGUCAUCGUGAUAGGGGGGGUAGGAAGCCGUCAUUGCUUUUCGCACAAAAAGCCUCUUACGGCCAUUUCCUUACGCUGUUUACUAAAAGUCAUUACGCUAAACUCUCGCAGUCGUUAAAAUGCCUAGAUGUGCAUUGGAUACUUUCGUUCAUAGCUACGUGCAACGCGUCCUGUGCAAACGCGAGUAAACAAGCGCCAACGAUAGGCCUACCCACGCAGGUCGUGGACCUUAGACCAAUGCUUGAACCGUUAGUGCAAAUUGCCAGUAAAGUAAAUGCAAUUAAAUCAGAUACUUCGAACCUUAUUCACCGUUUCAACUUAAAACGUGGGUACUGUGACUAGCCGCCGUAACGUGGGUUUAUAAAUGUUAGCUUACUUCUAAACUUGUUUCGCAUACGUUGUCAAGCCAGGUUCAAGCUGAAUCCGCUGCCGAAGCCAACAACACAAGUUGUGGCGCGGAACAGCCGGGAGCAGGUAGCAACAAGUCGGCUGUCAACGGCGACAAAAAUACCUUUUAUUUUCGGCUUAAUUUACGUCACUGUCGGCCGCUGUAUCAUCCGACGACAGACAGACGAUGAAGCAGGCGACGCUGUUCAAAGCGUGGCACCCGAAAGGUUCCACUGCGUCCGAGGUUCCGAAACCGAAGGACAAGCCUCCGGACGACAUGGUGGAACUCAGCGACGAGGAUGACGAGUUCUUGGUACAAGCAAUGGACGCAACGCUCGCCGAUAACUUGCCGUCGACGUCCGCUGUUCGAGACGAGGGCUCUAGGAUGCAGAAGGCGCUCGAACAGUUGGAAGGGUUCGACGCUGUUGCCGGCCAGACGUGGAUCUACCCGACCAACUAUCCUGUGCGUAGCUAUCAGUUCAACAUCGUGCAGUCUGCCUUGUUCAAGAACACGAUGGUGAUCCUCCCCACUGGCCUGGGAAAAACGUUCAUAGCAGCUGUAGUCAUGUACAACUUUUACCGCUGGUACCCGACUGGCAAGAUCGUGUUCAUGGCACCGACGAGACCGCUCGUUGCCCAGCAGAUUGAAGCCUGUUACAAGAUAAUGGGCAUACCGCUGGAGGAUACUCUGGAGAUGACAGGAACGGUACCUGCUGGUCAGAGAGCCCAAGGGUGGCGGGAGAGGCGAGUGUUUUUCCUAACGCCGCAAGUGAUGAUGAAUGACCUGCUGCGCAACGCCCUGAGACCGCAAGAUGUGAAGUGUCUGGUGAUUGAUGAAGCCCACAAAGCACUGGGCAGCUACUCCUACUGCCAGGUUGUGCAGGAGAUUGUUAAGUACAACAACCAGUUCAGGAUUCUUGCCCUAAGUGCCACCCCAGGAACAGACGUCAAGUCUGUUCGUAACGUCCUUGCAAACCUGAUGAUCUCCCACGUGGAGCUGAGGACCGAAGACUCCCUCGACAUCCAAGAGUUUACGCAGAAGAGGACGAUCGAGAAAGUAGUGGUGCCCCUCGGUGAAGAAAUCACUGAACUAAAGAACAAGUUUCUAGGGGUGAUCCGCACGUACCUCGACCGUCUGGACCGGAGCAAUGCCAUCCCGCGGGUGAACCCCGAGUCCCUGGGGAAGUACCGCAUGCUCCUGCUUAAAGAGAGCUUCCAGCAGAACCCGCCCAGCCGACUCAGCUCCCGCGAGGUGGGACAGCUGCAGGGUUACUUCUCCCUGCUCAUCAGUCUGUACCACGCAUUCGAGCUUCUGCUGGCGCACGGCAUGCAGCCAUUCUUCUACUUCCUCAAGGGCAUAGUGGACGGUGAAAAGAGCCAGCCACGCGUCCGCUACGAACUGAUGCACAACGGCGAUUUCGAAGACCUCUACAAGCACCUGGAACAGCGCCUGGGGGUCCCCGAGGCCUCGGCCAAUGACACCCUCCACCCGACCGCUGCUGCUGCUGCGUCCUCACUAUAUGAGAACACUUUUUCCGAAACUGAAGGCCAAGCAGCACAUGUUGUGGGUCAUCCAAAGCUUGCGAAGCUUGAGGAAGUCAUCCUGGAGCAUUUCAAAAAGUUUGCGGGCAAUGAGGGAGGCACCCGUGUGAUGGUCUUCUCCCAGUACCGGGACAGCGUGAAGGAAAUCACGGUGCAACUCAACCGCCACCAACCGCUCGUCAAGGCCAUGAAUUUCGUGGGCCAGAGAGCGGGUACAGCAAAGGGCUUCAGCCAGAAGGAGCAGCUUCUGGUUGUCAAGAAGUUUCGCGAGGGUGGCUACAAUGUCCUGGUGUCAACGUGCGUCGGAGAGGAAGGGCUGGACAUUGGCGAGAUUGAUCUGAUCGUCUGCUUUGACGCGCCCAAGAGCCCGAUCCGCCUCGUGCAGCGCAUGGGUCGCACGGGAAGGAAGCGUGAAGGGCGCAUUGUUGUGCUGCUUACCGAGGGCAAGGAGGAACAGGCCUACAAGGAAAGCAACUAUAAGAAGCAGAACAUCCAUCGUGCCAUCACCAGCGGUAGGCAGCUGGGGAACCUGUACGAGGCGAGUCCGAGGAUGGUUCCGCGUGGCAUCAAUCCAGUCUGCCAUCGAAUGCACAUGACCGUGCCUGAAUACAGGAGCGCCAAGAGCACCGCGGCCUCUGGCAGAGGAACUCGCUCUAUUCUGAACUUCAUUACUGGCAAGCAACAAAAAAAGUCUGGUGCAGCACUAAACAAGCAGGAAGAACUCUACUAUGAGGCACAUUUUGAGGUGGCACUAUCAACAGUUCCACUACCGCCAGUGGCUCCUUCACGUUUUCUGAGCCUUCGGAAUUUCCGAUCAAAAUGGAAAAAAACUGAGCCAGAGGACAAGAGUAACCGGCCAAGGCUCUCCCUGUCGAGUUGGACGCAGUGGCAGUGUGACGAGCAGCGUGGUCGCUACGUGGCUCACUCGAGCAAGACGAAGAUGUUCGUCGAGCUGAUGCGCUUCAUAGAGAACACUCGGUAUGCCGACGAAGAACUCGAUGCGUACAACCUCGAAUUGAAACCCUUUCUUCAGAUGGAGUAUGUUAUGUCAUCAGACGAGUGCCUUUCACCCGAUCCCGAUUUAGUUGGCGCGGGCAGCAAAGACGGCAACACAGCCAAAACUGGUCGGCGAAAGAAGCUUACGAAGAAGACUGGCAAACGGGUCAUUGCUGAAGACAAAAAGAAUGAAGAGACAGACGAGGAAGACAAAGAUUGCAAGGCUCCAGACAAUGUGGCCUCACCUGGGGUGAAUCAGGAGGGACCUGAAGAUACGAACAAGGUUUGGAAGAAGAAGAAGAAAAGACGAGUCAUCACCGACUUCUUUAAGGACAAGUCACUGUCUCACGAUUCGUCGUCGUGCAUUUCAUUUGAGACUGACCUUUGCGAGAGGGUUGAAGAGAUGGACUGUCAGGAACGUGCUGAAACAGACGAAGAGUGUGUAGUGGUCAUUUCUUCAGAAGCACAGGACGUUGAUAUGAAGGAAGUUGGUGAUGUUGACACAAAUGACUUGAAGGAAGAAGAGUGUGAGCCAGAUCCACCAGAAGUUGAGAUUCGGACUCCACCAAGGCUGGACGUCGACAUAUUUCCCAGUCCAGGUCGUGUGCUAUCGCCGGUUGACGUGGCAAAUAUUGUGCUUGGGCAAGGAGGAGUGAACGCCGACAAUUCUCGGAACAAGCUUGUUGCUGACGCGACGCUUGAGACAAUGGAAUGUGGUGGUGGUGGUGUGCCUGAUGGGGAAUGUCGAAAUUCAGGGACCAGAACCAAGAGCAAUGAAAUUAGGUUUUCAAAACUGGAAGUCGAUAGUGAUUUAGAGGGCCUUCUUGAGGAUGACUGCUUCGACAAAGAAACGUGCCCUAGCAGUGAUAACCACAGCCUUCAUGAAGAGCCUUUAUGCACUGUGCAAAAGGAUUGUGAAGUUGAGGAGACGCAUUCAAAGGUCAGUGAGAGGCGGACAGAAGCGUUAAGCCAAGCUGCCGUGGAAGCUUGGGACCUUAUUGGAGAUGUCCACAUGGACAGCUUCUGUGACGAGCUGUUCAACUCCGAAGCAGAAAUGCUUGAAGACAAUGCAUGCUCAAAGGUCGAUAACAGGAAGGGGCCAGUCCCAAGUCCAAUUGUGAUCUCACCUCAGGAUCCAACCGCAGCUGCAGAGCAGGGCAAGUCUUCUGAAGAUUUGUUUGACACCAAGUGCAACAAGGCAACAGGCAGAACUGACUCAUUGAAGCUCAAUAACGAGGGAGCCAGACCGUCGAGCCCAAUUCUGAUCUUGUCACAAAAGCUUGUACCACCUGCCCACUCCACGCCCUGCCGAACAAUUCGGACAAGAAGCAUUGUCGAUGCAGCCAUGUCUCCAAGUGGUGCGGCCAACAUUCCCGGUGACAUUUGUGAGCCGUCUCCCAUCAGAGGCACAAUGCCUGAGUGUACAGAUAGUAGUGAUUGGAACCUGCUCGGUGAUAGCGACAUCGAGCUCUUUGAGAAUGCUUCCGACGGUCACGUUUCCGAUCCAAGCGUCAGCUCGGGUGGUGAGGGAGAGUGUGAAGACAUGGGAAUCACCGAGCUCUGCGACUUCAUUGAGGAGAACUCCGUCGUUGAAGAGGCACGGGACGGUGGGGAUCCCGUUUCUCGUCGCAGCCUGUCCGCACAGAGGGUACCUAGUUCUGUAACCAAAAGCGUGGUAACGAGGAAGCCUACUGUUUCCUGCAAUGACUCUCGGGCUACCGAGUCUUCAUCCGCGAACUUGGGUAACCUCUCUGCUAUUAGGAACAAACCGGACAGCUGUGCCAAGAGCCUGUCGAUCGAAGGGCACCAAGAGUCUAGUAGAAGUGGCUUGAAAGUAGAGAACACAGUCAAUGAGAGCUCUUCGCGAAUGACAAAAGUUGAAAGUUGGAGCAUCCUGAAAGAAGGCAAAGAUGUGCCUUCAAUGCACACAAGUAUCCAAGACAAGAGUACUACCACAAGAAGCUUCUCAGCCGGUCAACAGGAUCCUGACCCGAACCAAACCUCUGCUUCAAAACGCCCUUCCUUUGAGAUCACUGUUGACUGGAGCGAUCUUGAUUGCGGGAGUGGCUCGGAUGAACCUGCGACAACCGUCAAGACUUCAACACAGACACAGAAAGGCCGAACUUCCCUCUCGUCAACAAUGUUCAAUGCCAGUGGCAUGACACAAUCUCGGAACAUUCCUGUGGCUUUAGUCAAGCCCAUCAUGUGUAGCACAGUAAACAAGACAGCAGAAGUUAUCAGCUCUGGGGACGACAGCCCAGUUCAAGUAAGAAGACGGCCAUGUCACAAGCGAAUUUUGUCCCAGUCAUCAACAGAGUCCGAAUCAUCGCCCGUUGCCAUACGGCGGAGAGCUUUGGGCAGAAGUUUAGACGACAGCGACGACGACGAUUUCCAAGUCCUCACUUGCAAGAAACAGCCACAAACACAGAAAAGGAGGCCGCAAAAAGUCGAUAAUAAAAAGGUUCCACAAAACAGUGCUACUACAGGAAAGAAACCAAGGCAGAGCUCAAGGAACAAAAAGAACAACUUCAUCGAACGCGAAGCAGAUGUCUCAGCCGAUGUGGCUAAUUCGUCGGACGAGUCGGAGAACAGCAGUCUUGAUCAGCUGGACGAAAGCUUCAUUGAUGACCAGACUCAAGCGCCAAACAAGACCCUCUACCUUCAGACAGUUCGUAGCCCAGUCAAUACUGCCAAGUUUAAAAUAGGUCAUGCAAAUCAUGUUCGAUACUCUGAGGUGUUUUCACAAGCCGUGUCUGAAGAUGAAGCUGACUAUGUUCAAGAUAGCUUCUGCGUAGGCAGUGAUGACUCCUCGGCCUUGCAUCAGCUGAGUUCUUCGGCAUCUGAGAAGCUCGAAGAAGAAUCGCCUGUGCGCAGUCGAAUGAAGACAAGGCAGCGCAAGAGGAGAAUUCAUAUAUCUUCCGCCAGCGAAGAGGAAUCGUGCCGCACAAGUUUUGUCGUGAAAAGCCAGAGAAUCGACGCCGAUGACAGUCCCAUCAGCAGCAAACACCAGGGCAAAGAGUUUGCCAAGCCAGCCUUGGAAAGUUCUAGGCGUGCCGCCGCUGCAUCUGAGAUAUCGGGCUGCGAGCUAGCCGACCUUCCAGGAAACCAGGGCCGACUCAACACCCACGUCGGGAACCUCCCGAGUGUUGUCAAGGGAAGAGCGACUGCGACUUCAGAAGAUCCGGCAGGAGGAAUUUCGCAGGAAGCACAUGGCAAGUCUCCUGGACAAGACAAGCCCCUCAACAGACGCUGUCUGCCAGCCUUCUGUAGAAGCACAGGUUCCCAUCGACAACACCAUCACAAUUAUAGUGGACACCAGAGAAAUAGCAUCAGGAACGGCACUAGUGUCAGCGCUGCGUGCCUCCGAAAACGUACGAGUGGAGGUCUUCUCCCUCUCGGUCGGAAGUCUCGUGGUGGGGCGUAGGUGCUGCGUGUUGCGCAAGGCCUUGGCUGACUUCGGCAAUCCCCAGAACAAUUCACGCCUUGUGGCUGAAGUGAAGCACCUGUUCGAGGUCUACGAUCGGCCGGCAAUCAUCCUCGAGAGGCCGCAACG
Dermacentor silvarum is the source of this 6515-nucleotide messenger RNA. RefSeq lists its product as uncharacterized. Gene Ontology annotation, biological process: double-strand break repair via synthesis-dependent strand annealing; interstrand cross-link repair; replication fork reversal. The coding region runs from base 612 to 6386 and encodes 1924 amino acids. The transcript is spliced from 23 exons. Lineage: Eukaryota; Metazoa; Arthropoda; Arachnida; Ixodida; Ixodidae. The record is from RefSeq and is a predicted model, not a curated record. Gene Ontology annotation, molecular function: ATP binding; four-way junction DNA binding; 3'-5' DNA helicase activity.